AACUAAAAAUUACAAGUUGGCUUUUUUGUUGAUUAGUGUCUACUUGUUAGAUAAUGAUUUAUACGUUAACCGAGAUGAUGGCAUCGAAGGCGAAGGCGCUUACGUUCUUUUGUUGUGUGGCUCUCAUCAAUCUUGCCAUUGCCCAGGAUCAAUCAGAAUUCAUUAGCAUAGAUUGCGGGUUACAACCGGAUAAUUCCAGCUACACGGAAACAUUGACUGGUAUUAAGUAUGUUUCGGAUUCGAGUUAUACGGAUACAGGGACAAGCAAUUUCGUUGCGCCUGAGAAUAGACAAAAUAUGAAGCAGAGCAUGUGGUCUGUUAGAAGUUUUCCAGAGGGAAUCAGAAACUGUUACACUAUUGCUGUUAAAAGCAGCACUAAGUAUUUGAUCCGGGCGGCUUUUAUGUACGGUAACUACGAUUCGAGGAACGAGAUACCGGGAUUCGAUCUUCACUUGGGUCCAAACAAAUGGGACACUGUUCAAUUGGUGUCCCCUCUCCAAGCAGAGUCCAAGGAGAUCAUAUAUUAUGUGUUGACAGAUACAUUACAAGUGUGUUUAGUGAAUACAGGAAACGGUACGCCUUUUAUAUCGGUAUUGGAACUUAGACCGUUGCCGAAUUCUUCUUAUGUAUCUCAAUCUGAAUCACUUCAACUCUUUCAACGGUUGGAUUUUGGAUCGACAACAAAUUUAACGGUCAGGUAUCCAAACGAUGUUUUUGAUCGGAUAUGGUUUCCCUCCACGCCAAAUGGGACAAAGCCGUUAAGUGACCCGUCGACUUCUCUCACAAGCAACAGUACCGGUAAUUUCCGUCUUCCACAAGUUGUAAUGAGAACUGGAAUUGUACCAGAUAAUCCAAGAGGGUUUGUAGAUUUUGGAUGGAAUCCAGAUGAUCCGUCUCUUGAGUUUUUCUUUUACCUGUAUUUCACGGAACUUCAACAACCGAAUUCCAGAUCAGUAGAAACAAGAGAAUUCGUGAUCUUGCUGAACGGAGAGGCUAUUGGGCAACCGCUUAGUCUUGAUUACUUCCGGACCUUAGCCCUGAUCACUCCAAACCCUUUGAAAGCACAGACCUUCCAGUUUUCUCUUCGUCAGACUCAGAGUUCAUCUCUUCCACCUUUGAUCAAUGCUAUGGAGACUUACUUUACUAAGAAACUUCCGCAAUCAUCGACCGAUCAAAACGACCUUUCCGCUAUGAGGAAUAUUAAGUCUGCAUAUAAAGUCAAGAGAAACUGGGAAGGAGACGUAUGUGUGCCUCAAGCUUACACAUGGGAAGGUCUGAAUUGUAGCUUCAGUGGCACAAACAGGCCUAGAGUAAUAGCUUUGAACUUGUCAUCCGCCGGAUUGACAGGAGAGAUAACGUCUGAUAUAUCGCGGCUUUCACAGUUGCAAAUUCUGGACUUAUCCAAUAACAAUUUGACUGGACCAAUACCAGCUUUCUUAGCUCAACUCCAAUUCCUGAGAGUCUUGCAUUUGGCAAACAACCAGCUUAGUGGUCCUAUACCAUCUAGUCUCAUGGAGAGACUAGAGUCAUUUACUAUCAAUGGGAAUCCAAGUAUUUGUCCUACAAAUGCGUGUGAAGAGGUCUCAAAAAAUAAAUCAAAGAAGAAUAAAGUUCCCAGCUUUGUCAUUCCAUUAGUUGCAUCACUUGCAGGGCUGCUUCUUCUUAUUAUCAUAUCUGCAGCUAUAUUUUUUAUCCUCAUGAGAAAAAGGAAACAAGGUCGAACGAUUAACCGGACAGUUACAGCUACGAGUAAUGGACCGUCAUUACAGAGGAGAGAUACUGGUUCAAUGCGUCCAUCUAUGCAGCGAAGAGAAGUCGGUUUUUCAACACGGCCAUCUUUACAGAGAAUUGAGAGCGGAAUGACGGACUACGAAGGGAAUGAAACAGCGGUUGAUGCGUUUGAUUUGGAACCCGCAAAUAGGAAGUUUACAUAUGCAGAGAUUGUCAAUAUUACAAAUGGGUUUGAGAGAGAUCAAGGGAAGGUAGGAUUUGGAAGAAACUAUCUUGGACAGUUAGAUGGUAAAGAAGUAACUGUCAAGCUUGUUUCUUCACUGUCUUCUCAAGGCUACAAACAACUCAGAGCAGAGGUCAAACACCUUUUCAGAAUUCAUCAUAAAAACCUUAUAACCAUGCUUGGUUAUUGCAACGAAGGCGAUAAAAUGGCGGUUAUAUAUGAGUACAUGGCUAAUGGAAACUUGAAACAACAUAUCGCAGAGAACAGUACAACUGUUUUUAGCUGGGAAGAUAGGCUCGGGAUCGCGGUUGAUGUCGCACAAGGACUUGAACCCGGGAUGAGUCAAGUGGUGACGGCUCUUAAGGAGAGUUUAGCUGUAGAGGUUGAGAGGAAAAAGCAUUUGCCAGUUGUAUCAACAGAUUCACUUGAAGAGCUCGCACUUGGCUUUGGUUCCAAUCCACCUCCUCGUUUGAGAUGAUUAUUUAUUGAUUUUGUUUUUUUUGUAAUGUUUGUGGUCUCUGAAAAUAAUUUGUUACAUAAGUUUUUUUUUUUGUGAGUUGGAAUAACCAAAAAAAUCGUUGUGCAUACAGGUUUGAUCCAGAUUUGAGGAUUUUUCUUACCGUUUAUAGUUUUAGGUCUGAUUAGGGUUUUGUAUGGGAAGAAAAGAUUAAGCAGCCAAGCGUGGGGAACAAAUUUUGCAAGGACUU
Arabidopsis arenosa is the source of this 2661-nucleotide messenger RNA. The record is from the annotation of a GenBank genome assembly. NCBI's taxonomy places the organism in Eukaryota, Viridiplantae, Streptophyta, Magnoliopsida, Brassicales, Brassicaceae.